UUUUUUUGAAUAUAUAAGUUGACUCUUUUUUAAAUUUACUUGAUAGAAAAUUGUAAUUAUAGGUAUUUAUUAUUGUUUUGUUAGCCUGGAUCAUCAUGGAGAAAGAUGCAAAUUUUGAUGCAAAAUUGCAAAUCAUUAACAGAACAAGAAUAUAUAAUGUUUCUAAAAAGUUCAUGUGUUCAUCUGUGCCUUACUUCGAGAAAAUGUUUUCUUGUGAUUUGCUGGAAUCAAAGGAAAACAAAGUGGUGCUUGAUUUUGAUGAACGUGUAUUAGACUCUAUCCUCGACUGGGUUCAUUCUGAAUCUUUCUGCAUGCAAAUGGAUUAUGUGAUUAGUUUCUACGAAGCAGCCGAUUACUUGAUGAUAAAUGAACGUCUAUUUCAACCUUGUCUCUCUUAUUUCCAUGAUAAUUUUACCAUUGAGCAUCUUUCAGUUAUUUUGCCUCAAGUCACCAAAUUGUCCAAGUUGAUCAAUUCAGGAGCCAUUGAAAGAUGUAUUUGUCGUCAUUUCCUGACGAUCACUCAUACGAAUAUUUUCCUGAAUUACCCACUCGAAACAGUAGAAGCUAUUCUCAAAUUGGAUUUGAUGAUUCACUCUGAAUAUCAAAUUUUUGAAUCAAUAAUAAAAUGGGUGAAUAAGAAUGUUGAUUCUCGAAAAGCUUCACUUCCACAGUUAUUAAAAUGUGUUCGUUGGUCUUACAUGGAUUUUGGUGAUAUCUCAAAGAUCAAGGAUAAUGACCUAAUAAAGGCGCUACCAAAUUUAGAUUUAGUAAAAUCUUCCUAUGUUGGAUUCAAUCGCUCCAAACAAAACUUCUUCAUAUCAUUUCAUCAAAGAGAUGCAUCAAUUCUGAGAUUGAAAGUGUUUGAUAAUGACUUUUUUUGCUUCAUGAUUGGUGAUUUCAGUCAAGAUGAUUCAAUAUCACUUGAAUUUGUUCACGGAGAACACAUUUCAGAUAUUUUAUUUGAUUGUGGAACAAAAGGAGUUCGAAUUGAUUGGGUUAAAAAGGCAUAUCGAUGGCUCGACUUCAAAGUCGUAUGUAAAACUUACUACAUUCAAUUAUGGAAAUUCAUUGUAGAGGUUUGCGUCGACGAAAAUCGCUGUUAUUUGGAAGACAAAGACUCAAAACUUCAUUUUAAGGACAGUCCUGAAGAGUACUUACUCCUUGAAUCUGAUGGUAAAUUCAUUGCAAUUGGUAAAAACGAGAAGAAGUGGUUUGGUAUUUUUACUGCUAAACAUGGAUGGUGGUUCAAUAAUUAUAAAAAUUAUGGGCACUCUUUUCAAGCUACUGUUUCGGACGAUGUUGUUUAUAUAUUGACAAAGGAUCUCGAAUUCAUCCGUUUCAAUAUUGAAAGCAGAUCCUUCGAUAAGAGUGAGCCGUUCAAAGGAAAAGGAUGGAUUUACAAUGAUUUAAUCUUAACUUCGCAUCAAACAAAGGAUGAUAAAGUUAUUUUGGUCAACAAAUCAUCAGGAAAAGUGUAUUACUUCUGCAUUAAUAAAAUGCAAUGGAUUGAAAAAUGUUGUAUUAUGAAUGUGAACUUUUUAUCCGACAGUUCCUGUGCUCCUGUUAAUCAGUUAGUUGCCUUUACUUCAAACUUUUUACCGAUGAAAGUUAUUGAACCUUUGUACGAUCAAAAAGCUACGUAAAUUAUAUGAUUACAAAUGUUUUCAUGUUUCGUGCUCAUUACCAUUGAGCGUCAAGCAAUGUAUUUUUAAUUUGUCUAAUCUUAUUCUGUUAUUCUAAUAUUUAAUACAAUUUCUUUAAUACUGUAAUGUACCCAUGAAUUCUGGCCUUAAACCUGGAAGUUGAAUUAUUAAACUGACA
This is a messenger RNA of Tetranychus urticae (two-spotted spider mite), 1821 nucleotides long. RefSeq lists its product as uncharacterized. NCBI's taxonomy places the organism in Eukaryota, Metazoa, Arthropoda, Arachnida, Trombidiformes, Tetranychidae. Gene Ontology annotation, molecular function: protein binding. The record is from RefSeq and is a predicted model, not a curated record.